AACAAAUUAUGCCAGUUACUCAUCAUGGCAUGUUUAGUUUUAUUUAGCAAUCCAAGAAUAGUUUAAAAACACAGCACUAACCUUCUGGCAGACAGGUACUAUUUUACUAUUCAAACAUGCUGUAAUCCACCCUGCUUUCUGACACAUUUAAAGAGUAUUAAUUGUUAAUGCCGAGCCUUCUUGAAUUCUGUUCUGGAAGCAGACUGCAUUCGGUCCUCCAGUUUGGGAAAGAACAUCAGUUUGCUCCCACAGGAGUCCUGAUCUUAGCCUCGGGAGACUGCCAGCCGUAUUGUUUGCGCGAGUUUCUCCUGGUUGCCGCUUGCUGUUGGAGACGGGGAUUUUCAUCACAGCCUGUGUUGCAUUGUGGUGUUGCCUUUUUAAUUCUAACUACCAACUGCCUGGUGUUGCCGCUGCGGAUUAUUAUCUGGAAAUCUCUGGAGGAGCACUGCUGGGUCUUCAAACAGCUCUACAGACGAUAGUGUUUCUUUCUGCCUUUCCUCUUUACUGGUGCCAGCUACUUCUGAUGGUUCAGAUGGAUCCCGUGCAAAAAGCAGUCAUAAACCACACAUUUGGUGUGUCGCUCCCCACAAAGAAGAAACAAGUCAUUUCUUGUAAUGUCUGUCAACUUCGCUUUAACUCUGACAGCCAGGCCGAGGCCCACUACAAAGGAAGUAAACAUGCCAAGAAGGUCAAAGCACUAGAAGCAACGAAAAAUAGACCCAAAGCUGGUGCUUCCAAGGACAGCGCAAAGGCUAAUGCGAACUGCUCUGCUACACCAGUCCCAGCCAGCAUCUCUGACAAAUCAGAAGACAAGGCACACCUGACAGUGAAUGGCUCUAGUCAGCUUCCAAAUGCUGAAGUGGUCUCUUUUAUACCUGAGCCUGGAGCUACAGCAGUGCUUGUCACCUCCGCAGCGGUAGAAACAACAUCUACACCCUCAACGUCAACUUCUUCCAGAAGCACAAAUGGGACUACUAAUGCCAUUUCUGAAUCAGAAGAGGAGAAAGCCAAAAAACUGCUUUACUGCUCAUUAUGCAAAGUGGCUGUGAACUCCCUAUCACAGCUAGAAGCACAUAACACAGGUUCCAAGCACAAGACAAUGGUUGAGGCUCGGAAUGGUGCCGGUCCAAUCAAGUCUUACCCUAGACCAGGAUCCAGGCUGAAGGCUCAGAAUGUCACCAUGGGCUCAGGACUGCAGAACAAAACAUUUCAUUGUGAGAUCUGUGACGUCCAUGUCAACUCAGAAAUCCAACUUAAGCAGCACAUUUCCAGCAGAAGACACAAGGACAGAGUUGCAGGGAAGCCUACAAAACCGAAAUACAGCCCUUAUAACAAACUACAACGUAGUCCAAGUAUUCUAGCAGCAAAACUCGCAUUCCAGAAAGAUAUGAUUAAGCCUUUGGCCCCUGCUUUCCUUUCGUCUCCUCUUGCUGCUGCUGCCGCUGCCGCUGCAGUAUCUACUGCUUUGACUCUUCCUCCACGUCCUUCAGCGGCUUUGUUCCAGGCGCCUGCAAUACCCACAGCUCUCCUAAGGGCAGGGCACGGCCCCAUCCGAGCUACUCCCACAUCUAUCCUGUUUGCACCCUACUGAUGGUUGAAUCAGCAGCAUCUCAUCGCUACGGCCAUUUGGAAGAGAGACCGAAGGAAGCAAAUAAAGAUUCCGUAUUUUUCCAGUGACUGCGUUUUUAAGGCACCGACGCUUGAUUACUUCCCAACGAAAGCGGGUUGUGGGACUCUGCAUCAACGGGCAUUGCAAUCUAGACAACAGAGGCCUGUUGUUGUUUCGGAUUUGGUUUGGUUUGAUUGUUUCAACGAACACAACUUGGAUCGAUGGUUUACGAAACGAUUAAUUGUGCACAAAAUAUAGCGAGAGUUCAUCUGCUUUUUAACUUAGACACACGACAUGCAUU
This is a messenger RNA of Lacerta agilis (Sand lizard), 1910 nucleotides long. It is a transcript of the gene ZNF385B, whose product is annotated as zinc finger protein 385B. The transcript has 7 exons. Bases 524 to 1591 code for a protein of 355 amino acids. Gene Ontology annotation, cellular component: nucleus. NCBI's taxonomy places the organism in Eukaryota, Metazoa, Chordata, Lepidosauria, Squamata, Lacertidae. Gene Ontology annotation, molecular function: zinc ion binding; nucleic acid binding. The record is from RefSeq and is a predicted model, not a curated record.